GCUCGCCGUAACAUAUAAACUGUGAACAGGAUUCAGAUGGCUCUUCGGUAUACUCUAACACAAUGCGCCUGCUACCUUUCUGCUUCCUCCUUUACCUCUUUGGAGUUAUCCAAGCUGUACCUACUACAAACACAACUAGUAGCAACGUUUCUGAAGCUGAAGUCCCAUUAUUCACAAAUACUAGAACCAUGUGGAACAUCGUGUCCAGCUCACUUCUCACUAUGUUUGCGUGUGUAUAUAGCGCCAUUCACCCCAAUAUCCCGAGUCCUAAGGACAGCCUCGUUGUUAUUCUGUGGCGACGACUUGGCAUCAUGAUGAUGGCACUAAUUGCUCCUGAACUGAUCGUCAUAUGGGCUGUGCGCCAGUGGAUUAGCGCUCGCCAUGUUACCAGACAGUUCAAGGAAUCUGGACUUUCGGUGUUCCUCAGCCACAAGAGCAGCCUGGAGGUGGGCCGUGCCAUUCGAAACUGUAUACGUUUCUUGAGCAACUUACUAUGCACGUCAUUAGACUCGGAUCAUGGUUCCAUUGACUUGGAAGCAACUGUAGAGCAAUAUAACGUCGAAGACCCUGAAGGUGGCCCUACUGUUCCUUCGGAAAUUCAUAUACUUCAGCGCCCACUCCAGGAUGUGGGGUACAUAUGCUCAGGCUCUUGCGAAGCCAUUCAAAAAGAUGUUCAAAGCCUAUAUACAUGGACUCAUACACACAGUUUCUUUAUGUUGAUGGGUGGUUUCAUGCUUUAUGUGGACGGGAAACCCUACCUCACACUACGGCCUGAUCGCAUGCUCGAACUGAUACAUGACAAGUCUAUCGACAUCCCUACCCUAACAGUGAACCGGAUUCAUGACAAGAGCAAAGGAAAUGCGAUAUCGAAAGGAUUGAUCAUCCUUCAAGUGACUUGGUUUGUCAUUCAGCUCAUUACGCGUGCUAUCUAUCACCUCGAAACCACCCAGCUCGAACCUCUCAACGUGCAAUGUCCAUAUCCAGUGUACUUGAAAUCAACCGAGUCAAGGCCAGAGCAUCACAUUAAUGUUAAUGAAGCAGAAGACCAUAAUUGGAUUCUCACGAUCUGGGAUUCAUACUUCGAAAUACUAGGCGCGUCCGACUUCCAAAAGCUCCGAGUUCCAACAUUUGAUGGCAGUAUCGCACUCGAACUUUUGGACCAGCUAGUUCUUGCGCUUGCUGGAUUGCUUAUGGCAACCAUAUUUGGCGGUGUCCAUUGUAUGGCUUGGUUUUUUGCCUUCCCCACAUAUCAGGAACAGGUCCUCUGGCGCAUGAGCGCCAUUGCUAUAUCUUGCACACCCAGCUGCGUUUUUGCAUGUUUUCCAGUAAUACUCUGCACACUAGUAUUCCUGCCGUAUGCAACCAUGAUUUCAUGGUUAUUUAUGUUCAUAGUGUGUCCCAUCCUGUACAUCAUAGGACGUGCCAUCCUCUUGGUGCUCAUGUUCACCACUUUACGCGAUCUUCCUCCUGACGCAUACAAGGCGGUGUCGUGGACCGCCUUGAUGCCUCACUUGUAG
Molecule: messenger RNA, 1517 nt
Organism: Suillus bovinus
Lineage: Eukaryota; Fungi; Basidiomycota; Agaricomycetes; Boletales; Suillaceae
Exons: 5
Coding region: 63-1517 (484 amino acids)
Source: RefSeq, a predicted model, not a curated record